Messenger RNA from Symbiodinium necroappetens, 432 nucleotides. Lineage: Eukaryota; Dinophyceae; Suessiales; Symbiodiniaceae. The record is from the annotation of a GenBank genome assembly.
GAAGCAUGACAAGCUUCUGAAGACGAAAUUCGGCUUGGAGCAGCUCUUCCCACGUUUGGUCAAGGAGACGAACCUUAGCGAGUAUAGCCGCCUGCAAGUGUUGAACGACGAGGUGAAGGAGCUCUCCAUGAAAUGUUCUCAAACCUCAGAAUCUCCUGAAGUUGCGUGCCUGAUCCAUGGCUUGGGUCGCACGGGCCGGGACAUGACCUUGGUCAACCCAAUCUCGCACCGAAGUGAGCUGGUUUUAAGCUUUUUCCUGGGAAGCUCCUUGGCCUUGUUCUUGGCCAUCGGCGUGCUGCUGGCCCUCCCUGAAAAGAGCCCGAAGACCUUCUCCGAGGCGUAUUUCUUGACGCCCAUCCCCGUCUUCCGGGUUGUGUUUUCCUACCUCUUGAUCCUGUGGUGCAUGGGUGCUGUGGCGAAGAUUUGCGACCA